Molecule: messenger RNA, 1686 nt
Organism: Penicillium brasilianum
Lineage: Eukaryota; Fungi; Ascomycota; Eurotiomycetes; Eurotiales; Aspergillaceae
Source: the annotation of a GenBank genome assembly
CCCCUUUGCGGCAUUGCGGGGAGCACCAAGUUCGGACACCGCCUUUAGGCAGAGCUCACUUCCAAGUUUCGGCGUCACUGCAUCACUGCCUUCUUCUUCUAGCCACGCUGGUCGUGUUCUAAGCUUUGUUACUUUCGAACAUCGGGUACCUGCGACGAAUACGAAAUACUUUGUUCUUGAUCACCUGCCCAUGACGCCCUGUCUCGGCACUGAAUAGGCCCGUCCGGUCCCCCCGCGUCAUUCCAGCCUCCGAACGUUACACUGCCACAACCCCAUCAUAGCGCAGGGCGCUUCUCGUCUUUUCCAAGGCGAAACUGAAUAUUUAGCUGGCCUGGCUUCUUCUCAAGUAGCUAUGGAUGCUACUACAACCGCUCUAUCGCUGGCCGCAACAGCGGUCUCUACUUUGAUCGCUGCGACUUCUCUGCCCGGUCCGGUAUCAUCUCUAGGCACCUCCGCAUCGCCGUUGCCCUCAUCAUCCAUGGUGUACUACCAUGGAGAUCCCUCAUCGGGUCAGGAUCCAAACGGUGAAGAUGAUGGCGAGUGUAAACUCCUCGGACCUUUUUCUCUGCUCGUCCAGGCCGCUUUGGGAGCAUUGGCGCUGCUAUCAUUGGUGUACAAGCGAUGGAGGGAACGGCCACAGCGGCCACUGAAAGUGUGGGCGUUUGAUGCGUCGAAACAAGUAUUUGGAUCGGGGAUGCUUCAUCUAGCAAAUCUUUUGAUGUCCAUGUUCUCGGCGGGCCAGUUGGAGAUUCGAACGACGUACAAGCCGAACCCUUGCUCUUUCUACUUGCUGAAUCUGGGAAUCGAUACAACUCUCGGUAUCCCCAUUCUGAUCUUAAUCCUCCGCAUCCUGAACCGCCUAGCCUCCUACACACCCCUCGCCAACCCACCCGAAUCGAUCGAAUCAGGAAACUACGGCCAACCGCCGCGAGCCCUAUGGUGGCUCAAGCAGUCAAUGAUUUACUUCAUCGGCCUUCUCGGCAUGAAGGUCUGCGUGUUCAUCCUGAUAUCGUUAUUCCCCUUCAUCGUGAAGGUCGGCGACUGGGCCCUGGGCUGGACCGAAGGAAAUACUGCAUACCAGAUUGCCUUUGUCAUGCUCCUAUUCCCCGUCAUCAUGAACGCCAUCCAGUACUACAUCAUCGAUCAUUUCAUCAAGAAACCUCUCUCAUACGACCUUUACACCGAACCCGACACGAUGGAGGACGAGGAGGAUAUCCACCGGCGAGAAGCUCUGUUGGGUGGGCUGGACGAAGCUUACUCCACUGACUCUGACGACGAAGGAACAAUCGGAAAGCCGUCAGUCACAGUGUCUCAACCAAAGGCUACUGCAAAUGCCCUUCACGAUGCAGAGGACGUCCUCACGGACGAUUUCUCCCCGGUUCCACCCUAUGAGCCGCCGAGCUCGAGCUCUAGUAGCGGCCGCAACGAACGCGAUCGUGAACAGAAACGCGAUUUGUGAAGUCUUCGAAGAGAAAAAUUGCAACAAGAUACGACCUGAAUACGAGCAAAGUCAUGUUUAUGGGCGUUGGAAAUUGGUUUCUUUACUCGGAUUGUUACUCGGAUGCCUCGGAUUGUUGCUUUUGGGCUUUUCUAUGAUUCAUGUGUAUACGAACAUAUGCUACCAACAAAUUACGGGUUCUCCUCUUUUAAAAGGCCCAAAUUCAUAAAAUAAUAAGAAGAAUGCGG